Molecule: messenger RNA, 1812 nt
Organism: Achroia grisella
Lineage: Eukaryota; Metazoa; Arthropoda; Insecta; Lepidoptera; Pyralidae
Exons: 4
Coding region: 1-1812 (603 amino acids)
Molecular function (GO): nucleic acid binding; RNA-DNA hybrid ribonuclease activity
Source: RefSeq, a predicted model, not a curated record
AUGCUAAAGAACCGUGCAAUUCAGUUUACCGUUAACACUACCACACGAGGUAUCGUGAGCAGAGGAUGUCCACAAGGAGGGGUCCUAUCACCUCUUCUUUGGAAUCUAGUUGUUAACGAACUCAUUGAGGAGCUCAACGACAACGACCUCUACACGGUAGGGUAUGCUGACGAUAUUGCCAUACUGAUAACAGGACAAUUUGAAGGAACUCUAUGCGACCGCAUGAGAGAAGCCUUCAGAACUGUAGAGAGAUGGUGUAAAAACCACGAACUCUCGGUAAAUCCUUCCAAAACAGAACUAAUCAUGUUUACUAACAAAAGAGCUCCUGGUACCUUCAGGACACCGAAACUCUUUAACACAGACCUUAACCUAAAAGAAGAAGUCAAGUACCUGGGAGUUAUACUGGACAGUAAGCUCCUAUGGAACAAACAUCUUGACCACAAAAUUAACAAAAGUACCAUAGCAUUUUAUCAAUGUCGAAAGAUGCUAGGAAAUAAGUGGGGUAUUACACCAAAAAUAACACUCUGGCUAUACACAGCUGUGAUAAGACCAAUGCUCGUGUACGGGGCCUUGGUUUGGUGGACAAGGUCGAAACUCACGACCACAGUCAACAAACUAAAGUCCUUUCAAAGACUUGCAUGCUCUGCAAUCACGGGAUGUAUGAAAACUACCCCAACAACAGCAAUUGAAAUAGCCCUCAAUAUAACACCCCUCGAUUUGUACAUACAACAGGAGGCAGCCAUAGCUGCCAUAAGACUAUACCAUCUUGGUCUAUGGGGCAAAAACCAUAAUAGUUCUCACACUCACAUCCUGAACCAAGCAAUCGAACACGAACCUUUGAUUGCAGCUCCGUGUGACAGAACUCAAACUUAUCACUCAUUUAACAGAAAAUACCAAAUACAAAUGAAUCAAGACCAAUCUGCUGUAAAUGAACUGCGCAUAUACACAGAUGGCUCCAAAACACAUAACGGUUCAGGAGCAGGAGCCCACUCCCUUGACCUCAACAUGAACUUAUACAUACCACUCGGCCCACACAGUUCGAUUUUCCAAUGUGAAUGCGUUGCCCUGACUGAGGCAGCACGAACAGUGCAAAAGUUAGGUGUCAACAACUUCAACUUAAAAUUUAUAUCGGACAGUGCAGCCGUGCUAAAAGCACUACAGAACAGGAAAUCAAACAACAGAUUAAUAAUCGAAUGUCACAAUAUCAUGGAUAAAGUGGCAGAGCACAACGGUGUAACCAUCCAGUGGAUAAAAGGGCAUAGUGGAUCAUAUGGAAAUGAUGCCGCGGACGAAUUGGCGAGAAGAGGAUCAGGCAUGACGAUCGACAGGCCCAGGCCGGUGGGCAGGCCCAAUCCGGUCAACAGGCCCGACCCGCUCGACAGGCCUGAGCUGGUCGUUGGGCGCGAGCUGAUCGACAGGCCCGAGCUGGUCGACAAGCCUGAGCCGUUCACCAGCCCAGGCCGGCCCGAGCUGGUCGACAAGCCAGAGCUGUUCAACAGGCACGAGCCGGUCAGUAGGCCCGAGCCGGUCAACGGGCCUAGGCCGGUCGAUACGCCUCUGGCGCUCGACAGGCCCGAGCUGGUCGACAAUUCCGAGCCGCUCAACAGAACUGCAGACUGUCGACACGCCGUAGCCGAUCAAUAUCACUUGAAACACCGCAGGCAAAAAUGGUAUUUUACUUCCGGCACUGUGGCGAUCGACACCUUCCGACUUGAGCGCGCGUUCAAGUUGGAGGGAACACGAUUUGACCACAUGGCUGGUCUUGUGAAUAAGAUUCAUUCUGUGUUCGGUGCUCGAGCGGCGUGGAAGUAA